Molecule: messenger RNA, 3111 nt
Organism: Lachancea lanzarotensis
Lineage: Eukaryota; Fungi; Ascomycota; Saccharomycetes; Saccharomycetales; Saccharomycetaceae
Gene: MET10
Product: LALA0S01e14884g1_1
Exons: 1
Coding region: 1-3111 (1036 amino acids)
Cellular component (GO): cytosol
Molecular function (GO): FMN binding; sulfite reductase (NADPH) activity; oxidoreductase activity, acting on the aldehyde or oxo group of donors
Source: RefSeq, a predicted model, not a curated record
AUGGGCGUUGAGUUUUCAGUGAAUCCAUUCGGGAUUCCCUCUAACUUUAAUGCAGCAUCGGUUUACACCACUCCGGUGACUGCAAUUUCGUCGGUUUUGGUGAAAGGCUUGGAUCGCAUUUUCAGCUACAAGACUUUCUCAGAACCAGACUUGUUUGACGAAGCAUUGAAGAAAUGGGCGCACAAAAACAGCGAUGUGAAACUGCAGCUGGAUGAACUGCAACUGAGAUCUGGUGCUGGUCUUGCUCCCUUGGGUUUUGCUAAGGGCGAAAAAUCAGUGUUCGGAAUUAUUGUACCGGGCUACGGUCUUGGCUACUUGGCCAACAGUUUUCAGCGUGAAACGGACUUCGACAGCCGUUUUCUGCUGAAUGUGGGUGCCAUCGAUUACGAUGAAAGUACCGGUCAAGUGGUGAGUGAUUUUGUCACGCCGCUAAAAACUGCCUCUGCUCUAGGAUUCCCUGUAGUCUCCGCCAUCGCAGUCGACGAAGUUAAGCAAACCACUUUGUUGGCGCUGGCUUUGGCUAAAUUCGGAGUACCAUUGGCAGCCGUGAACCUGUUUGACGGUCCAAACUAUGCCAAAUCGGUCUCGCACAUUCAAGAGCAGCACGACCAAAUAAUCAUCUCUGAGAUGUCCAAAUCGCUGCCAAUGGGAUCUUCUUUCGACCGCAUUUUGGACAAGUUCAACGAUUUAGCGAAAACCAAACUUCACAACUUCCAGUACUUCGGCGACGAAUCUGCUGAAACUGUGUUCAUCACGUUCGGUAACGUGGAGUCAGAGCUUUUCAAAACCUGUUUGUCUGUUACGCAAGGCAAUGUGGGGCUUAUUGCCAUCAGAAUCCCUCUGCCAUUCGACUCCGACAAGUUUGCAGCCAUGAUUCCCAAAUCCGCCAAAAACAUUGUGGUCGUUGGCCAAUCUGUGGACGGUAGAUCUCCGACCUAUUUGAAAUCACAAGUGUCUGCUGCCCUUUUCCUUCAUGGGGUCAGGUCAGUCAAGUUGUCGGAAUAUUUAUACCUGCCAACAUUCGUGUGGUCGUUGGAAGCCGCGAGACAGGUAGUUACAUCCUUUGUCCCUGCGUUCAACGAAGUGACGGCUCAAGCUGGCAAAAAAGAGUUUAUUUUCUGGAUCUCUGACUCAAGUGCCAACCUCGAUGUUACUGCAAGAAUUGCUCAUGCCCUAUCUAUGGUCGACAACCAGCAAGUCUCUUUCAGAACUAAAUUUGAUAACAACGCAAACGGCGGUGUUUUUCAUGCUCAAAUUACUUCAGGUCUCAACGGCAACCCUCUAUCACUGUCGAACAUCGACCGUGCAGAUGUAUCUGUCGUUGAAAACUUGUCGGUCUUGAACGCGUUCGAUGUCACCAGCACAUGUAAGGAGAAUGGUACCAUUCUGGUCCUGAGCGAGAAAUCCUUACAGGACAAGGAUAUUUCGGAUGCAAAGGUGCUUACUGAGGAGUUAAAGCUACCUGCUUCUUUCUUGAACCAAAUUUUGAGCAAGAACAUCAAGCUUGUCUUUUUGGAUCUUGAGACCAUUGGCGACAGAGAGGAGACUAAAGGCAGAACUUCUUCUUUUGUGUCACAAGCUGCUUUCUGGAAAUACUCUUACAAUUUACCUAUUGCAGAAAGUGUACGUCGCAUUUGGAGUUCAGCCGGCUCUGAUAUUGAACUUUUGGCAGCUGUUUUGUCCGAAACCAUCAGUACUGCAUUUGAAGUUGGCCUACGUGAAGUAUCCUUCGAGGAGAUGAAGAAAUCUGUUACUUCUGUGAGCGCAGAUGAGUCGCAAGAAGAACUUUUGCCUUCGCUACCUGUUGAAACCUCCUUUAGACCUAAUCCAAGGAAGGGCGCCGAUCCGGUCCAGGCCGGUACUGUUAGUAUUUCUGACUUGUCAAAACAAUUGAGUUUCAAGGAAGCCUUCGCAACGCAAUCUUCGCUAAGGCCAGACUUGCCUGUCAAGAACUAUAUUGUCAAGGUCAAAGAAAACAGACGUGUUACCCCAGCUGAUUACGACAGAUACAUCUUCCACAUUGAAUUUGAUAUUUCUGGCACGGGAAUGACCUAUGGUAUUGGUGAGGCUUUGGGAAUCCACGCCAGAAACAACGUCGAUCUCGUCCGCGAAUUUUUGAACAACUAUGGCUUGAAUGAGCAGGACGUUAUCCAGCUUCCAAACAGAGAUGACGGACAACUUUUGGAGAGCAGAACUGUUCUCCAGGCCUUCACCGAAAACUUGGACAUUUUUGGAAAACCCCCAAAAGCAUUCUAUCAGUCCUUGAUCGAAUUCGCAGCAAAUGAAGAUGAAAAGAAGAGAUUGGAAGACCUAAUUUCGCCCUCAGGCGCUGUUGACUUGAAAAAGUAUCAGGACGUCGAGUACUACAGUUAUGUUGACAUUUUCGAACUGUUCCCUUCUGCCAAACCCUCACUGGAAGACUUGAUCCGCAUCAUCGCUCCUUUGAAGAGAAGAGAAUACUCGAUUGCGUCCUCGCAGAGAGUUCAUCCCCAUGAAGUGCACUUGUUGAUUGUCGUUGUGGAUUGGGUUGAUAACAAGGGUCGUAAGCGUUUCGGACAAGCUUCUAAAUACAUUUCGGAGCUUGCUGUUGGUACCGAGCUUGUGGUUAGCGUUAAACCAUCGGUCAUGAAGUUGCCAUCAUCGCCAGAACAGCCUGUGAUUAUGAGUGGUUUGGGAACUGGUCUUGCUCCUUUUAAAGCGAUCGUUGAAGAAAAGUUCUGGCAGCAGCAACAGGGCCACAAAAUUGGUAAGGUUUUCCUCUUUUUAGGAUCGAGACAUAAAAGAGAAGAAUAUCUUUACGGUGAAUUGUGGGAAGCUUACAAGGAUGCUGGUAUUAUUACCCAUAUAGGUGCCGCGUUUUCCAGAGACCAGCCACAUAAGAUUUACAUUCAAGACAGGAUUCAUGAAAGUCUGGAGGACCUAAAGGUCGCGAUGGCCGAUGAAAAGGGAUCCUUCUAUUUAUGUGGCCCUACAUGGCCUGUUCCAGACAUUACACAGGCCCUGCAAGCCAUCAUCAAAGCUGAUGCUGAAGAAAGAGGUGUAAAGGUGAACUUGGAUGAAGCCAUCGAGGAACUGAAGGAUACUUCUCGUUACAUUCUGGAAGUUUAUUGA